AUGACUCCGGGUUUGUCUGUUGGGAUGAAGCGUUUUACGUACGUUUGCUUAAGCCUCUUGACUGUAAUUGUGCUGCCGGUGUCUUUGGGGGAAAUGUACACGUCCCUUCUGAACGUAAAACAGGCGAUUAGUGUAGAAAGGAAGCUGGUCGGUUAUUUGCGGACUUACAUUGACCAGGAGUUGGAGAGGCUGGAGGACAUCAGACGCUUUUAUGCCAAAGUGUCGGACCUGCACAAGGAACUUUACAAUGAAGCGGGAAGUGCCAUGGCGAACCCGUUGGUAGCGUUUACCCUGAUCAAGCGCCUGCAUUCAGAGUGGCUGAAUGUGGUCUACAGCAACGAAGCCCUGGAGAAUGCACAAGCCCUCAGAUCCAGUUUUGAGGAGGAGGAAGCUGAUCUACCCAAGCUGGAAGACCUCCAGGGGGCCGCGAAUGGGCUCAUGAGGCUGCAGGACGUGUACGCUCUCCAAGUCGCGAGCCUUGCAAGGGGUCGAUUCCAGAGAGUCACCAACGGACAGACUGUAGACAUUUACCUGCCUGCAGUGUCUGUCCCACUGUCUGGUGAUGACUGCUUCUUAGUUGGAAAGGUGGCCUAUGAGCAGAAAGAUUACUACCACUCAGUGCAGUGGUUGGAGGAGUCGGUGCGUCUCUUCAGGGCAGCAGAAGUCGGGUGGAGUCCUGAGAAUGAAGGAACGUUAGAAGAUGCUCUGGAUCAUCUGGCCUUCUCCCACUUCAAAACGGGAAAUUUUUCCUACGCCCUGAGUCUGUCUCAGGAGUUACUGCAUCAUGAUCCAACGAAUGGACGGCUUUUGCAGAAUGUAGAGGAAUAUGAGAAGCUGCUGGUUGCUGCCAGUCCAGCCACCGCCGAUGGGCUGAGGAGACCAACCUGCACCUAUUUAAGAACCAGGGACACUUAUGAGAGACUCUGCCAGACACAAGGCACUCAGGUAUCCAUCACAAGUAAUCAGCCAAUCCAAUUUGAGAACCCUGAGCUGUUCUGUGACUACUUCACCAACGACCACCCUGCGCUACUACUGCUGCCGCUAAAGCGUGAAGUGCUGCGCUUGCAGCCGUUUGUGGUCCUGUACCACACUUUCGUCACUGAUGCAGAGGCUGAAGACAUUAAGAGAGCUGCCCAGCCAGGCCUGAGAAGGUCAGUAGUGGCGGCAGGGGAGAAACAAGCAGCAGCUGAGUACCGCAUCAGUAAGAGUGCAUGGCUAAAAGGCUCAGCCCACUCCAUCGUUGGGAAGCUGGACCACAGGAUCUCCAUGCUCACAGGUCUAAAGGUGCACCACCCAUACGGCGAGUACCUCCAGGUGGUCAAUUACGGCAUCGGUGGCCAUUAUGAGCCUCACUUUGACCACGCUACAUCACCUUCCAGUCCCGUGUUCAGGCUAAAAACUGGCAAUCGAGUGGCAACUUUUAUGAUUUAUCUCAGCUCUGUGGAGGCAGGUGGGUCCACGGCCUUCAUCUACGCCAACUUCAGCGUUCCUGUUGUGGAGAAAGCUGCCAUCUUUUGGUGGAAUCUCCGCAGAAAUGGCCAAGGAGACGUAGACACCUUGCAUGCUGGCUGUCCUGUGCUCAUUGGAGAUAAAUGGGUGGCAAACAAAUGGAUCCACGAGUUUGGCCAAGAGUUCCUUCAUCGCUGCAGCCUGAAUCCUGAAGAGUGAGAGGGGUGGAGCAUUCGCUGGGCCCCUUUGAGUUAGAGCACCUCCCAGACGGAGAGAUGGAGGCAGCCAGAGAGUGAGCACACAGGCGGAGGAGGCGAGAGGAGAAACAGGGCAACCUGCGUCUGUGAUUGGCCCUCCAGGCUCCAGGGAGCCUGCGGCAUACGCUGGACAUUGCUUCAUGGAUCGCGCAGGGUUGAGAGGUGGGGUGGAAGAGGAGUGGAACAGUUGGCAAUCAGCCCCUAGACACCAAAUGCUGUCCUGUUCGUAUUGGCUGGGUCCUGCAGAUGGCGUGAAGCCUCUGCCUUUGCAGACUGUGCUGGAUUCAGUCAACUAUGCAAAGCUGUUUAACUCCUGCUGGCCUAAGAACAUACAUUAUGCAGAUGUUUUCCUACACUGGGCCCAUAGACGGUCUCUCCCUACAAAUCAACACAACUGAGUUGGUCCAGACUGUCAGAACUUUAUUUAAAUAAAUGUAAAUUCAAGUUGAUGUGAAGUAGCAUCUUGAAAUUCUAACCUUGAAUAUACAAUUGAAUUGAAUUAAUAAAAUGUUGUUUGUGUGUUUCAGAUUAACAACUACUCACCAAAUGUUUUAAAAUAGUUUAUUUUCUUCUCCCAGAAUAUAAACAGACAUUUUUGUUAAAGUCUGAGAGCUGACUCAAAGAGGCCAAAGUGUGCCUGUUUAUUCCCAGCUGGCUGAAUGAUGUGGUCACUGCCACUUUUGAGUCAGUGUGGUUGAUGCAACUGCCUAAUGGAACAACUGAACCAUAUCUGUAAGCUUUGUUCUGAGUUUUAGAGUCUGACUGUCAUUAAUCAUCUUAGGAACCAAGUUACUGGACACACGUAUGUUCUGUUCCGUAGGAAUUCUUCACACCACUCAGAUUUCAGUUUUUUUUAAACUGAUGAAUACAAGUAGGUCACAACCCACCUUCAAGCAAACCGUCUCAUAUGGGAUUUAUUUGGGUCUUCUUACGUAGUACUUGAGGGAUCAGGUUUGAGAAAUAAGUAAUAGAUUUUCCUACACAAAGUGCUAUGAGUUAUUUGUAGCUCACCACAGUGCAGACAAACACUUGUCAUGAGACCAUAUAGUAAAUCUAUCACUAGUUUAACCUUUUGGUCGUAAAAACAACAACAGCAGCUACUUUGUCUACAUUGAUAGAAAUGAAUAACUAUUUUUUCGUUUGUAUUCUUUCUGUCUCACUCAGGAACAGUAUUAAUUCAUUCCAGUUAAAGAGCUAUAGUCCACAUAUCACUGACUGAGAUUAACUCUUUUCACAUGCCCAUCAUAAAACCUGGAGUUGUACUUUUCCCUGCUCUCAAAGGACUUUGCUCUGCCCUCUUCUUGUGGACCCCAACAGUGUUUUACCUUGAUCACCACAACAAACAUGGCUACAGGACUUGUUGCUAAGUGAGCACUGUCUAAAAUGACUUUUAGUCACAAUAUGAACAUAAUUCACAGCAUCAGGCCUCAUAAUAAUAUAACUUUGCUUCCCUCUGCUGGUGGUGAAGGGAAUGAACUCUGCAUUGAGUCAUUAUAAUGUUUUUGGUGUAAUUACCUUAUUCACAUUUCCUUAAUACAUUGAACCCUUAUUGAUUUGGCCAAAACAGUAUAUUUGAUCAUUUUUUGAUUAAAUUAAUUUUCUGUGUAUUUUCGACCAAAUUCUCAUAAAGGCAUAUUUGCUGGUUUCACUA
This is a messenger RNA of Betta splendens (Siamese fighting fish), 3357 nucleotides long. It is a transcript of the gene p4ha3, whose product is annotated as prolyl 4-hydroxylase, alpha polypeptide III. The transcript is spliced from 13 exons. NCBI's taxonomy places the organism in Eukaryota, Metazoa, Chordata, Actinopteri, Anabantiformes, Osphronemidae. Gene Ontology annotation, biological process: peptidyl-proline hydroxylation to 4-hydroxy-L-proline. Bases 1 to 1668 code for a protein of 555 amino acids. Gene Ontology annotation, cellular component: endoplasmic reticulum. The record is from RefSeq and is a predicted model, not a curated record. Gene Ontology annotation, molecular function: procollagen-proline 4-dioxygenase activity; protein binding; iron ion binding.